UUCUUUCAUUUUCGACAUGGAAUCGUCCACCAAUGAAAUCAUCAAAGAACUCCCUGGUAUAAUUCGUAUUUUCAAAAAUGGUCGAUUCCAGAAACUCCAAGUUCCUGAUAUUGUUCCAGCCGGCAUCGAUCCUUCCACCGGCGUCAAUUCCAAAGACGUCGUCUUUUCACCACAGAAUAACGUCUAUGCUAGGCUUUACGUUCCAAGAACCACAACCCUCCACCACAAACUCCCGCUUUUAAUCUUCUAUCACGGUGGUGGUUUCAUGAUCGAAUCCGCUAAGUCCUCUCUAUACCACAACUUCCUCAACCUCAUCGUCUCAGAAGCCAACGUCGUCGCCGUCUCCGUCGACUACAGACUCGCGCCGGAGUUCCCCCUCCCGGUCGCGUACGAAGACUCAUGGGAAGCAAUCAAGUGGGUUGCGAAGCAUGUUAACGGAAAUGGUCCAGAGCCAUGGUUGAACGAAUACGUCGAUCUUCAGAACAUCUUCCUCGCCGGCGACAGUGCCGGAGGUAACAUAGCACACCACAUGGCGAUCCGGGUCGGAUCGGAUACCCCAACCGGUUUACGGUUCCAGGGUGUUAUCUUGCUUCACCCGUAUUUCUGGGGUAAGGAACGGGUUGGUAAGGAGUCCGACUUUAUUGAACCCUGGUUGAUUGGUUUUCUGGAAGACUCAUGGGCUGUCGCGCACCCGGAAAGCAGCGGGCUGGAUGACCCGUUGAUCAACCCGGGUAUGGACCCGAAUAUAUCGGGUAUGGGUUGCUCCGAGAUGCUGGUUUUUAUUGGUGGGAAUGACUUUUUCAGAGAGAGGGGAUUGUAUUACAAAGAAGUGGUGGAGAAAAGUGGGUGGAAAGGAGAUUUGGAAGUGGUGGAGAAUGAAGGGGAGGAACAUGUUUUUUUCUUAUUUAAGCCUUCCUGUGCAAAUGCUUGUACUUUGCAUAAUAGAAUUUGUACAUUCAUCAAUAAUGCUUGAGAGUUGAGAGGAAUGUAUUGCUCGUCGACAUAAAAGUAUCCUACUCUCAUGUUUUAAUUUGUAAUUUUAUUAUGUUUUAAUA
Molecule: messenger RNA, 1055 nt
Organism: Lactuca sativa (garden lettuce)
Lineage: Eukaryota; Viridiplantae; Streptophyta; Magnoliopsida; Asterales; Asteraceae
Product: putative carboxylesterase 7
Molecular function (GO): hydrolase activity
Source: RefSeq, a predicted model, not a curated record